Messenger RNA from Daktulosphaira vitifoliae (grape phylloxera), 2722 nucleotides. RefSeq names its product outer mitochondrial transmembrane helix translocase (gene nmd). Gene Ontology annotation, molecular function: ATP binding; ATP hydrolysis activity. The transcript is spliced from 7 exons. Bases 230 to 1312 code for a protein of 360 amino acids. Lineage: Eukaryota; Metazoa; Arthropoda; Insecta; Hemiptera; Phylloxeridae. The record is from RefSeq and is a predicted model, not a curated record. Gene Ontology annotation, cellular component: mitochondrial outer membrane.
UAAAGACAUAAAAAACUGCCCGUUUUUAAAAUGAGAAUAAAAUUUUUAGGUUUGUGUAUGUCAGUUAAAUUUUUGUAGUGUAUAGUAUCAUAUUGUUUGUUAAGUUCUGACGUGAAUUUAUGUUCACAAUACUAAGUAGUAUUAUUAUUAAUACUCCGUUUAGUAAACUAUCCUUUAGUAAUUAUUAAUGAACAAUUAUUAAACAUUUUUGAGUUAUAAUUGUGAAAUUAUGGAAUUAAAUAGAAGUGAGUUCAUUUCUAUAGUUAUUCGUAUGACUUUAUUGUCUACUUGUGCAUAUUUUGGUACCAAAUGGUUAAUAGGGCAGCUGGAUCCAACUAAUCUACAGAAAAAAAAAUCUAAGCAAACGGCAUUCAUAAAAUUUAAAAAGCUCGGUUUGGAAGUAAAAAAUUUAACAGAUCACGAGUUGAUGAUUGCUAGUCAUCUUGUGAAUCCAAACGAUAUUAAUGUGUCAUGGAAUAACAUAGCUGGUCUUGGUCAAGUAAUAGAUGAAAUUAAAGAAACUGUGAUAUUUCCUGUUCAACGUAAAGAAUUGCUAAGAAAUUCUGUGUUAACUAAACCACCGAAAGGCGUUUUACUUUAUGGACCUCCAGGUUGUGGCAAAACUAUGAUUGCAAAAGCUACUGCUCGUGAUGCUGGUAUGAAUUUCUUGUAUUUAGAUGUUUCAUUGUUGACUGAUAAAUGGUACGGAGAAAGUCAAAAAUUAGCAGGAGCUGUCUUUAGUUUAGCACAAAAGCUUCAACCAUGUAUAAUAUUUAUUGAUGAAAUUGACUCAUUUCUUAGAUCAAGAACUCAAAAUGACCACGAAGCAACAGCUAUGAUGAAAGCACAAUUUAUGAUGUUGUGGGAUGGUUUAUCUACAGAUCCUGAUUGCACAGUAAUAGUUAUGGGAGCUACAAAUAGACCUAGGGAUUUAGACCCAGCUAUACUUAGGCGGAUGCCAGCCACUUUUGAAAUCUCUUUGCCAGAUGAACAACAAAGAAAAGAAAUACUUUCUUUAGUUUUAAGUUCAGAGGAAUGCGAUAGAGAUGUGGACUUACAUAAAUUAGCUAUUAACACUAGUGGAUUCUCAGGCUCAGAUCUACAAGAACUUUGUCGCAUUGCAUCCUUAUUACGUAUAAGAGAUUUAAUUAAAGCUGAAGAUUUAAAAAAAAGUGCAAGUCUUCCAGUCUCUCAAUCAUCUUUAGAGACCAGUUCAAGUUUACGACCUAUAAAGAUGGAUGACUUGGUUACAUCAGUUGCUAAAAUGAAAGCUUCAAAAGUAAUGUCUACUGCACAAUCACGGUUACCUUAAAAGAAAAUAAUAGUAGUUUGAUCAAGAGAUCAAUAAUUAUUUAAAUCUUUGGUACAUUUGGUUGGUGUUGAACAGAUAUUAACUAUUUUUACCAAGGUUAAUGUAGACUGAUUUAAGAAAAUAUUUGUUGAAUUUUUUCUUUAUAAUUGCUUAAAAAUAAAAAUUCAUAAAUGUAUUGUUACAUUGAGGUGGAUUAAUUACAAUAAUAGACAAAAAAGAAUUUCAAUAUAUUAACUGUUGGUAAUUUUUUUUAAUUUAUGUAGUUAAGGUAAUCCUAUACUUAUUUAAUUAUAAAAUUUUUAAUUUUCAACAUGAACUUUAUUGAAUUCCUUAAAAUAUUAUCUUGACUCAAAAACCAAAAAUUAAGAACUUCGUUUUGAUUAAUUCAUACAUCAAUAUUUAAAGAAGUAUUUGUAUUUGUUGAAUAAUUGUUAACUUAGACAUAAUUUUUUUAAUACUUAAUAAUUGUUAAAAUCUAAUUAUUGAAUCUUAUAAAAGAUUAAGUCAUUAAAUUUUUAAAUCUUAAAUGUUAAUAUUUCUUGUUAAUGUAUUUCAAGUUAUUUUUUAAUACUUUUAAGUAUUAAAUAUUUAAAAUAUGGAUAUACUGUUGUUAAUUAAUUGUAAAUAAUAAAAUUGCAUGACAAAAAAAUCUAGCUUAUCUUAUUAUAUUAUAGAUUACCAUUUGUAUUUGACAGUGUUUAUGGAAUUAAAAUAAAUGUUCCAUUUAAAAUGCUUACUUAUUAGAAUUAAACACAAGAGAAAAAAAUUCAAUAACCCUUAUUGAAUUUUUAAAAUUCAUUGUUUACAAUUGUGAUUUUUGGAAUAAUGAUUAUAGAAUAUUUGAAUAUAAAUAGUAUGUAAAUAGUCUAUUUGUAAGUCGCAUACUUUUCUGAGAUAAUCGUAAUAAUUUAUAUUAAUACAGUAUGGAAUUGUUAAUAGAAAAAACAAUCAUAAUUUCAAGAAAUUUGUUCUUAUUGAAAACAGAUCAAAAUUUUAUAUUGUUUACACUUAUCAAUCUUAUUAAAUAUUGAACUCAACUCGAUAUGGUGAGGUCUUUAUAAAGUCGUCAACUUUUCCAUUAUUAUACAUUUAAAAUAUGUGUUUUGGGUUACAUAUGUUACAAUGUAAAUUACAUCAUUUACAAAAAUAUUAUUUCAAUUUAAAGAUAUAUAGUUUUUACUAACUUAUCACUGAAAUUACAUGAUUUUUAAUUACUAUUGUGGUAUUUAAUACCUUAUUAUAUAGAUAAAAUUAAGAAAUUUCUUGAUAAAUACAAAAACUUGAAUAGAACAAUACAUUUUAAUUUUAAAAAUUUGUACACUUGUUAUGAAACAUUAAAAAAUGUUGAAAUUAUUUAACUUUUAACUAAUAUAUUAAAUGUAUUUAUUUAAAAUAAAUUUUUUUAUUAAU